Molecule: messenger RNA, 2532 nt
Organism: Exophiala dermatitidis NIH/UT8656
Lineage: Eukaryota; Fungi; Ascomycota; Eurotiomycetes; Chaetothyriales; Herpotrichiellaceae
Product: carnitine O-acetyltransferase
Exons: 2
Coding region: 1-2532 (843 amino acids)
Biological process (GO): carnitine metabolic process
Cellular component (GO): mitochondrion
Molecular function (GO): carnitine O-acetyltransferase activity
Source: RefSeq, a predicted model, not a curated record
AUGCCGUCCUCGGUCACAGGAACGAGAUAUUUCACCCGCCCCAAGUCUAUCGACGAGACAUUGAACCUUCCGGUCAACCAGAACAAGGCCGACAUGGCCCCGGCUCAAGAUGAGCGGUCGCUCCAGGCGGCCAGAGACGUCAAGGAUUCAUAUACCAAGCAAGAGCAGGAACCUCUGGCUACAACCAAGGAGACGACAAAGCAAGGCAUCACAUUUGCCGCGCAGGACAAGCUGCCGAAGCUGCCCAUUCCCGACCUCGAAUCGUCUCUGAAGAAAUACCUGGACGCCUUGGCUCCACUGCAGUCGCCCAACGAGCACAACGAGACCAAGGCGGCCGUCAAGGAGUUCUUGGAGCAUGACGGCCCAGAGCUGCAAGAACGCUUGAAGAAGUACGCCACCGGGAAGACAAGUUACAUCGAGCAAUUUUGGUAUGAUUCUUACCUCAACUACGACAACCCUGUGGUGCUGAACCUAAACCCUUUCUUUUUAUUGGAAGAUGAUCCGACACCAGCACGAAACAACCAGGUCACCCGAGCAGCCUCUCUGGUGGCAUCGGCACUAUGCUUUGUGCGAGCGGUCAGAAAGGAAGAGCUUCCCCCAGAUACAUUGAGGGGCACGCCGCUGUGCAUGUAUCAGUACUCGCGCUUGUUUGGCACUGCCCGAGUGCCGACCGAGAAUGGGUGUGUUAUCGGCCAGGAUUCAGAUUCCAAGCAUAUCGUGGUUGUCUGCCGCGGCCAGUUCUAUUGGUUCGACGUACUGGACGACAACAACGACGUGAUCAUGACGGAGAAAGAUCUUGCAAUCAACUUCCAGGUGAUAGUCGACGAUGCUGAACAGAUCCCCAUCCAGGAGGCAGGCAAAGGCGCCCUUGGGGUUCUGACUACGGAAAACCGCAAGAUCUGGUCAGGCCUCAGAGAUUUCUUGACCAGGGAAGAAAGCUCAAACAACGCCGAAUGUCUUUCCAUGGUCGACUCGGCCUUGUUUGUCGUCUGCCUUGACUAUACCGAGCCUGCGGAUGUCUCUCAACUCUGUGGUAACAUGUUAUGCGGUACAAGUGAAGUCGUCAGGGGCGUCCAAGUCGGCACCUGCACAAACCGAUGGUACGACAAGCUGCAAAUCAUCGUCUGCAAGAAUGGCAGUGCCGGGAUCAAUUUUGAACACACUGGCGUGGAUGGCCACACAGUCCUCCGCUUUGCGAGCGAUGUCUACACUGAUACCAUACUGAGAUUUGCAAAGUCCAUCAACGGACAGGCCCCGACACUGUGGACCAGCCAAAGUCCCGAUCCUUCAAAGCGAGACCCGGAGAGCUUUGGGGAUGUCAGUACCACUCCACACAAGCUGGAAUGGGACAUGACGCCAGAGCUGCAGAUUGCCCUACGGUUCGCGGAAACGCGUCUAGCUGAUCUGAUCAACCAAAACGAAUUUCAGACAUUGGACUUUGCAGGUUACGGCAAGAAUUUCAUCACGUCGAUGGGCUUCUCACCUGACGCGUUCGUGCAAAUGGCAUUCCAAGCUGCUUACUAUGGCUUGUACGGCCGGGUCGAGAAUACGUACGAGCCGGCCAUGACGAAGAUGUUCUUGCAUGGUCGAACUGAGGCCAUUCGGACGGUGACUGACGAAUGCCUCAACUUUGUCAAAACCUUCUGGGCAGACACAGCGCCGCAGAAGAAGGUGGACGCAUUGAAGGCUGCCACGCAGAAGCAUGUUGCAAUCACCAAAGAAUGCAGUAAGGGCCAAGGGCAGGACCGCCAUCUGUACGCGUUGUACUGUGUAUGGCAGCGCAAAGUCAACGACGAAGGAGCCGAGGCAGCCAGCACAACCGGCUUUAGUUCCAAUGGGUAUUCGAGUCCCACGGACAUGAGUGAUGUUGGUAGCCCCAAACGGCUGAGUAACGAGAUCUCGCCCAACGGUCGUUCUCGCGCUGGCACGGACGCCAGUGCCAGUCGCUCGCCUGGCCCUCAAUUCCAGCAGCACAUGCCGGCUCUUUUUGCCGAUCCUGGAUGGGAGAAGAUCAACAAUACCAUCUUGAGUACAUCCAACUGCGGAAACCCAUCUUUGCGACAUUUCGGGUUUGGUCCAGUCUCCGGCGACGGCUUCGGCAUUGGCUACAUCAUCAAGGAUGAUUCCAUCUCAGUCUGUGCCAGUAGCAAACAUCGGCAGACCAGACGCUUCGUAGACAGCCUGGAGUCAUAUCUGAACGAAAUCCGACGAUUGCUUAAGGCCACCAAACCCAGAGACAGCGCCGCUGGCAAGUCGACUCGAGCCAGAGAAGCCGAGGCGAAGGCUAGCAAAGAUGGACGACUCAAGUCUCGCGGCCGCAUCAUCAAGUCGGAGGGGCCCAAGCUCGAUGGAACUCAGACGCCUGCGAGCAUGGAUACAGCCGAAGUGGAGGAUGAUGGUUUGGGCGGAUACGGUUUCUUCGACGCGGGUAUGCUGUUGCAAGCCCUGAAGAAGGAACAAGCCAAACCCGCAGACCAGAUCGCACAGAAGAGAAGGACAGUGGGAAAGAAGUUGGCCUUGACAGAGUACUGA